UCAAACAGAAGAAAUGACUCAUUCCAGAGCUAACAUAGACUGUUGAGGAGUCGCACUAUUAUUUCAAAUCGCCGUGCUUAAGUUAAAGAUGAAAUCCAGUUUCGUUUUCCUGUUCAUUUUAAAUCUUAGCUUCUUGGCCGUAAAGAGGAGUGCUGCAGAUGAAUGGCAAAAGCAGAAUACCUCACCUGUCUGUUUUGGUGCAAAGAACGGACAGUUUGGUAGAUUCUAUCUUAAAACUGCUUAUAAAAAGCUGGCCGCUGUGAUGUUGGUUCACCUGUACGGGUACGUGACCUGUGACACACGACAUGUCUCCUAUUGGUCUUACUGGGGCUGUGGCUCGUACGUCCACGGACUGGGCAAGAUAAAUGUCGUCAUAACAACCUCAGACAAUCACGUUCUUUUGCCACCAAGAGAAUUUAUAGUACAUAAUGGAGCUAAGUGGUCCAAGGUUCCUGGAUAUAGCUCCCUUUCCCCGAAGCUAAUGCUGUCCUUUUUCAGCCCCUCCCGCGUCAGCAAAAACCAAGAGUUACGGGUGUGGUAUGGAGAAGAUCUGAUGAAUGCUGGCGAGGGAGACAAUGGAGGCACCAUUUGCGUUGAUGUCUAUGCAAUUUUCGUAUGAGCUUUCACUGAGCAGCAAGCAGCCAUGACAGAAAAUCUCAUCGCUUUGUAACUAAUGAAAUCGUAAACUGCUAACAGAGGCUCACUUUCAAUGUCAAAGUUAUCACUUUCCUGUUUUUUAUCACCUGGGGGGAGGGGUAGGGGAGGGUAGGAGGAUUUGAUUGUGGUUGGAAUCUGAUGAUUUAAAGGGGAACGAAGGGGGAAUCAGUCAUCAGUAACAGAGUAUUAAGGGGGGGGGGUUGUAGAAAAUUGCGCAUUUCCUUUAUCCAAUUCAUCCACUGUCCCCUCCUCUCUUCCAUCAUUUAGGAGCCUGGCUACGCAGGCUGCGGUUUUCUGAUAGGGUCAAUUAUUCUUAUUGCAUUGGUAGAAUGUAGAUAUAAUCCUAAAACUCCCCCCCCCUUCCGUCAGGGCGAUAAUGACUGGUCACUAGGAAAGACGAAAAAAAUUAAUUACUAACCAUAAAUCAAGGCAAGUGUGGGUAGGACCCAUCAGCUGGUAUUAACCCCUUAGUUGUGCUUUUGAUCAAAUGUAGUUUCCCGUUACCGUAUGCUCCGGAAAAUUGCAUUCUUCUUGGAAUGCUUUCAAACGAAGGGUGCUCCUCGUAGCUACAAAAAAAUUGAUAAUAAUGAUAAAAAAUUAAAUCCCCUUUCCAAGUGCAGAUACGAGUAGGGUCAGCUUUAUAUCAUGUAACAAAAGUAUUUUUCGCUGGAAAUAAAUGAGUAACUGCUCUCUGACUAA
Stylophora pistillata is the source of this 1356-nucleotide messenger RNA. RefSeq lists its product as uncharacterized. The record is from RefSeq and is a predicted model, not a curated record. NCBI's taxonomy places the organism in Eukaryota, Metazoa, Cnidaria, Anthozoa, Scleractinia, Pocilloporidae.